Messenger RNA from Aspergillus alliaceus, 819 nucleotides. RefSeq names its product SUR7/PalI family protein. The transcript is spliced from 3 exons. Bases 1 to 819 code for a protein of 272 amino acids. NCBI's taxonomy places the organism in Eukaryota, Fungi, Ascomycota, Eurotiomycetes, Eurotiales, Aspergillaceae. Gene Ontology annotation, biological process: fungal-type cell wall organization. The record is from RefSeq and is a predicted model, not a curated record. Gene Ontology annotation, cellular component: plasma membrane; cell cortex of cell tip.
AUGGCAUUAUGGGUAAGACGAGGAAGUCACUAUGUGGUCUUGCCAUAUGCCGUUUCCAUUGCCAGCCUGAUAUAUCUUAUAUUCGCCAAUCUAAUGGGCUUUAGCUCAACUCUGGAGAAGAAAUUAACGGGGCUUAUCUCACAACGAUCAGUCCUUGAUGAUUCCUUAGUCGCGGUGGCAGGACCUACUUCAGAUGUUUUAUAUACUCUGUACAAUAUAAGCAACACUACGCAGAAUAUAGGCAACAGCACCAUUGAUGGCGCGACGGGAGCGGUGGGAAAUGCAGUAGAUGAAGCAAAAAAUCAGGCUCAGGAUGUCUCUGAUAAACUUGCCAAGAUAGAAUCUAAUAUACAGGGGUUCUACAUUGUCGGCCUUUGGGGAUACUGCCAAGGGAGCUUUAACGAAGCCGGUUCAGCUGUCAUGAAUUGUACAGCGCCAAGCUUGUCCUUCUGGGUCAACUUUACUGAAGUACUCGGGCUAGAGAGCGCAUGGGCAGAAAAGGUAUUUCCUAGCCAAGUCAAAAAGGUGAUGGCUGUGUAUAAGACGGCAUCGAAGGGAAUAAGUACCAUCUAUAUAACUGCACUUAUCACAACUGUACUCACCCUAAUUACGGGAUUAACGGCCACGGUCUCCCGCUGGGGUAGCUGCUUGGUCAGUAUCUGUGCAGUGGUAUAUAUCGAUGGUUUCUAUAAAUCUGUGUUUCAUUCUGCUGGGAUUAAUGCAAGCUUGGGCCACAAGAUGUUAGCAACUAGCUGGCUGGCUUCAUCGUCAUCUGUGGUGGCUUGUAUUCUCUGGUUUUUGAGCAUCUGUUGUUGCUAG